This is a messenger RNA of Racocetra persica, 214 nucleotides long. The record is from the annotation of a GenBank genome assembly. NCBI's taxonomy places the organism in Eukaryota, Fungi, Glomeromycota, Glomeromycetes, Diversisporales, Gigasporaceae.
AUGGUGGAUAUGGUAAAUAUGACAAUAACUAAGAAUAUAGUUUGUAUCAAAGAUAUAGCAUUUUCUCUCAAAUCACAUCCAGACAAUCAUUUUGUAAUAUCCUUUCAAUGCCCAUCUAUUUCUCAUUUUAUUGCUGUUCCUAUUCUUAAAACUUCACACGAAGGUGUUUGUGAUCAAAAGCCUUGUUUCCUCCUUUUCAAGACUAUACUCGGAC